GGGAAGGUUGCCUGCUAUAGGCAUCCUUACCAAUGAAAACAGGCCGGGAUCAUGAUGUACCCCUAACCGAGACUGCUUUACUAUGCUUGCAAGUGGAACAAAUAUGGUUGCUGGAAAUGGAAAGGUAUUGAAAGCCACCAUGACAACCAGAGAACAGGCUGCUUAUUUUUGUCAGGAAGGGGACAAACAACUAGCCAUGGGAGAACUUUCACUAGCCACCGCUCUCUAUAUGGCUGCGUUCAGCUACAGUGCCCCAAUUGUGGUAGACAGGGUGGCAUCCUUGGGAAAGGAGUUGCAGGACAAAGUAAUUGACAUCUUGGAGAAGUGGUGUCAAAAUGAGAGUCCUAUUCCCAGGGUUCAGUGCGGCAACCUAAGCACCCCGUCGCUCAACGUGGGGAUUGCGGCUGUUUUCCUCUCGACCCUAAGCCCCAACAACCUGGCUGCCUCCCUUUGCAAGAUGGACGCUUUGCUCAAGGUGGGCCGCUAUGAGGAAGUGGUGAGCCGUUGUGGUUCUUUGCUCAACAGCCACAACUGCGUCAAGCUGGUUCUUACCAGGGCUUUGGCCCUGGUGCUGUCAAAGACAUACUUCCAAAAUGGUGCCAUGGAUUACCUCCACGCUUUCGAGAAACAUCGGGAUGAGACAGUGACCUUUGUUACCUCCAGGCAAGAGGGCCAUUUGCAGCAGAUAAUCCGGGCGGUCUUGGAUUUCAUCUCAUAUCAGGAAAGCAAGCAUCAAACCCGGUGUCCAGAAAGCAGGCUGAGCAGCUGCUAUGACUUCCUUGUGGCCAUAGCACCAGAGGACAUCUACGUAUGUCAAGCCCAGGCAGCCUAUUUCUUUGAGAAACACAAAUACCAGGAGUGUGUGUCUGUCUACAGCAAGGCUUUGGAGGCCUUGUCCACCAGUGGUCCAUUAUGGGACAAGAGAGCUGCCGGCCUUCUCAUGGACAGGGCCGCUGCUUACUUCUCUUUGGGCGGGCACGAACAGGACAUGAUGCGGGACUUGGCAGAGGCCUUCCGGUUGAAUGCCAACCUAUCGAAGAGGCGCUUUGAUGAGCUUUUUUCUGAUUGUGACACGGAGAGGAUUGAAAAACACGCCAGGGCAGCCCUGGAUGUGGAGUUUGCGGCGUACAGGGAAGCCGUGCGGACGCGGCCUGAAGUUCGGAGUGAUGGCGGCAAGGAGCUGCUCUCCCCCGUCAUAUGCACCCUUCAGUUCCUCACUGAGAUCUCUCCUGGGGCCAGGCGGGAACUCAGCGUACGGCUAGCAGACUGCUACGUCUUGGAGGGCAGCAUCACCAAAGCCUUGGAACUGUGCAACCGCCUUCUGGAAUCCGAUCAGGGGACGUAUCACAACACCCUCCUCGCCCUGCGUGGAUUUUGCUUCUUCCACAGCCAGAGCCUCAAUGAGUCCCUCCAGGAUUUCCAGAAGAUCAUCGAACACAGUUCCCCACAUCCCAGUAGCUGUGUGAAAGCUUUAUGUGGCCGUGGCUUGAUUCGGAUUUUGAGCGGAAGUCCUUAUCUUGCAGUGCUAGACUAUAUCACUGCCUGCCAGGUUCGGUUUGAGGAGACCGGCUUUGUGGUCAAGUCCUAUGUUCCGUGGAAUCAAAGAGGCUACCUGGUGAAGGUGCUCCAAGAAGAAGGGCAGAAGAUUCUGCAGAAGAAUCAGGACCUGGGAGGCAACUCAGCUUCCCAACAGAACAAAUCAGGAGUGUUGAAUGGAUUCCUAAUGAAAGAAGGGGAUGCGUGUGGGGUCCACCAGCUGGCGACUCUCCUUUUAGAGCUGGAUGAUUCCGACGAGGCAUCGCAGAUCCUGUGCGCUGAUGCCCUGUACCAGAUGGAUCGAGCGGAUGAAGCCCACAAGAUCCUCCUGGUGGCUCUGUCCAAAACCACCCAGAGAUCUGCCAUCUUGGCAAGGUUGGCUGUCCUUCAGUUGAAGAGAAGCUUCCUAUAUGACUGCAACCAACUCCUAAAGAAGAUGGUCCAGUCUGGAGACACCAGCUGUCUCCUAGCCAUUGUGAAGAUUUUGAAAGACGAAGACCGGGCGUUGCUUCAGAGCCACUGCCACACCCGGGCCAUAACAAUCCUGAAGAACAAGCAAAGUAGCGGGUACAUAAAAGAGGCCGUCACAUACCUCUCCUUUGCCAUCACUGCAGCCGGGGGAUUUGCGGCAGAUUCCCUUUUGACUCGAGCGCGAUGCUACGGGCACCUUGGACAGAAGAAAACAGCCAUAUUUGAUUUUAAUGCUAUUCUGAAAGAAGACUCUCAGAAUGUGCAGGCUCUGACUGGAAGGGGGUUCAUUUAUUUGGCUCUGAAUCAGAAGAAGGAGGCUGUGUCGGAUCUGAUGUCUGCCAUCAAAGUUGAUCCAGCCGUGGCUAUCUCAGAAAUCCUCUCAUUAAAGCAGGAAGCCCGGAUGCUCAUCCAUCAGUGGCUGUUUGAUCACUGCCGGGCUGUGUUAUUUGAAUUCAGUGCUGCCAAAGACCCGCCAUCCAGAGAGAUCCUACAGGACCUCAUUGUAGUGGGAGAACUGCUCAUGAAAAUCAACAGCAGGGAGACAAAGAGUCACAUCCUUUAUGUGGAUGCACUGGCAGCAGAUGGGAGAUACAAAGAGGCCCUGGCUCACCUCCAGGGGUCAUUUGGCCAGACCCCACCUGAUGAUUUGGUCAACUCUCGGUUCGGCAUUCUUCAGGUCAAGAAGAGAAACAUCUACACAGCAGCUCAUAUUUUGGCUGGAUUAGCUGCAAAGGACUAUGAUGAGCUACAGUUCCUCAUGAAUUUCUUAGACACCAAGCAGCGGCAAAGCCUGGCCAAGGUUUCUGCCAAAGAGGGGAAUGUUUUGGUGAAAGAGGACUGUUAUGGGAAGGCUGUUGGCUAUUACUCUCUGGCAAUCUUGGCAAGCAACAGCAACCCCGUGUAUCUUCGCCAGCGUGCUUCGUGCCUAGCUCAUUUGAAGGACUACCAAAAGGCUUUGAAGGAUAUGGACAAGGUGGUCGACAACCACAGGACCGAAGGCUUGGGGACAAAAGUUGAGGAUUUCUGCUCCCAGGGGCACAUGCUCUUGGCUGUUUCCAAGGAGAAAGAGGCCGUGAAGCAGUACAUCAAAGCCCUCCAGCUGGAAAAGACGUUGGCUCUGACCAGUAUUGCGGCUUGUCCCAACAGGGAUGCGCUGUCCAAAGCGUUCCUACAAACUGCACAGUCCUGCUUUGAAACGUCCCAGUUUGAAGACGCCUGGGCUGCCACAGAAUACGGCCUGGUCAUUGACCCGAACAGUAAUGACCUCAAAAAACUGAGGACGAGACUCAAAUGGGAGGCCUCUGGAUGCAGAGUUCACUAAUUCUGUGUUUUUGCCCUGCAAAAAAAAAUUUCUCCUUUUUUGUUUCAAAGCUAAGAGUGCAUGUUUUGAUGCUUCCAUCCCAUACAGUCCAGCGAAUGUUCCUCUGGUCAUUCUCAGAUAUGAACUGUAAUUUGGUGGCCCACAUGUAAAUUCAGUUUAUAGUCCUAAAAGUGAGGUUAUUCUCUCCAAAGCUAAUUAUAUAGUUUAAAAGUAAAUAAAGAGCCGCAAGAAGUGAGCAAGGAAUUUGUUGAAGGUACUGAUGAAUACAUUAUUUCUUCCAUUUUCCCUCAAAGGUAAAAGUGUAAAAAAAAAUUUCUUUCAUU
Molecule: messenger RNA, 3651 nt
Organism: Sphaerodactylus townsendi
Lineage: Eukaryota; Metazoa; Chordata; Lepidosauria; Squamata; Sphaerodactylidae
Gene: TTC34
Product: tetratricopeptide repeat domain 34
Exons: 8
Coding region: 83-3328 (1081 amino acids)
Molecular function (GO): protein binding
Source: RefSeq, a predicted model, not a curated record